CCGAGUGGCACUGAACACCGAACUGCUCGCACAGCUCGUCUCAGCCACCCAGCCACCCAGCUACCCGCCAACGCUCCGAAACCCGUCAGAAUGGUCCACUGGUCAGACGAAGAGCGCAAAGCCAUCACCUCCAUCUGGGGCAAGGUGGACGUGGAGUCCGCCGGCCACCAGGCCCUGGUCAGGCUCCUGAUCGUGUACCCCUGGACCCAGCGGUACUUCAGCUCUUUCGGAAACCUGUCCAGCGCCGCCGCUAUCCUGGGCAACCCCAAGGUCAAGCAUCACGGCAAGACCGUGCUGACCGCGCUGGGCGACGCCGUGAAGAACAUGGACAACAUCAAGGCCACCUUCUCCAAACUGAGCGAGCUGCACUCCGAGAAGCUGCACGUGGACCCCGAGAACUUCCGGCUCCUGGGCGAGACCCUGGUGAUCGUCCUGGCCGGGCAGUUCGGCGCCGAGUUCACGCCGGCCGUGCAGGCGGCCUGGCAGAAGCUGCUGGCCGUGUCCAUCUCCGCCCUCAGCAAGCAGUACCACUGAGCGCGCGCGCCCCCGCGCGCCCGGCUUGAUCCAGCCGCCAUGAAAUAAAGUGCUUUCUUAUUCAGCA
This is a messenger RNA of Lepisosteus oculatus (spotted gar), 601 nucleotides long. RefSeq names its product hemoglobin subunit epsilon-like. NCBI's taxonomy places the organism in Eukaryota, Metazoa, Chordata, Actinopteri, Semionotiformes, Lepisosteidae. The record is from RefSeq and is a predicted model, not a curated record. Gene Ontology annotation, cellular component: hemoglobin complex; haptoglobin-hemoglobin complex; blood microparticle. Gene Ontology annotation, molecular function: haptoglobin binding; peroxidase activity; oxygen carrier activity. Gene Ontology annotation, biological process: hydrogen peroxide catabolic process; oxygen transport.